This is a messenger RNA of Stegastes partitus (bicolor damselfish), 1280 nucleotides long. RefSeq names its product phosphatase and actin regulator 3-like. The transcript has 9 exons. NCBI's taxonomy places the organism in Eukaryota, Metazoa, Chordata, Actinopteri, Pomacentridae. The coding region runs from base 231 to 1280 and encodes 349 amino acids. Gene Ontology annotation, biological process: actin cytoskeleton organization. Gene Ontology annotation, molecular function: actin binding. The record is from RefSeq and is a predicted model, not a curated record.
CUUUCCGCGCACUCCGGCCGCUCCAGUCGCCGUUCAAGACAUUUUAAAUCUUUUGCAAGGAGGUUAUUUUUUAUUUAUAUUUUUAAACGAAGAGCUUUCUGUUUGUGUCUUUUUUUUUUUUAAACAUAUAAAUUAAUCCAGCGCGACUGCCUCCGGUUAGUCGGUCUGUUUGGGCACAAAUGAUGUGAGCACCGACAGCUGGAGGAGGACUGCGGACAGCUGUGUGUCCUAUGACAAAUGUGAUGGACCAGCAGAGGGCGCUGCAUUCAGGUUGCCUGGUCUCAGGGGUCCGUACGCCUCCCAUCCGCCGCAACAGCAAGCUGGCCAGCCUGGGACGCAUCUUCAAGCCCUGGAAAUGGAGGAAAAAGAAAAACGAGAAGCUGAAGCCCUCGACAGCGGUGGAGAAGAAGGCAGCUGUACGACAGAAGAGAGACGACCCGGCGAGGAGGAGCCCCGGGGAGACGGAGACAGAGUUGGAUCUCGCUUGUGGGGGUAACGGCGAGGAUCCAGACACCCCGACUCACUCUGACGGCGAGGACAGAGACGAGGAAGCUGUGGCGCCUCUGGCCAACACCAACGAAGACCUGGGCAGCGAUUUAGAGGCCUCGACAGUGCAAGAUGUGACUGAAGAUUCAAAGACAGCAGGAGAUCCCAGCCAGAGUGAAGACGGAGAAGACGAGAGCAUCUCAACGAGCAACCCCAGCGAGGAGCAGACGAUGGGGAAAGUGGAGGCGGUGGAGGGGAACCAGGAGGUGGCGGUGGCCAAACCUCAGAGACGAGCCAGCACCCCUCCUCCACCCAACCUGCCUGUCAAACUGCUCACCAGACUGGGCAGCUUAGAUGGUGCUCCUCCAGUACCAGUUAAGAAAUCCCCAGCGACCCUACCCAGGAACUUCACGCUCCCCAAAGACCCCCAUGGCUCUCUGUUGAGAGGCAGGAUCUCCACACCCACUGGGUCCCCUCACCUCAGUGGGACGCUGCACCCACAGCUGCCCCCCAGCUGCAUCAUUGAGGAACUGCACCGUGCCCUGGCCACCAAACAUAGACAGGACAGCUUCCAGGCUAAGGAGGCACGCUCAUCUCCGAAACGCCGACUGGACGGCCGUCUGUCUCGCACGUCCAGCACAGAACGGGAGCCCGCCGGGGAGUCGGAGAGCAAAAAGGAGUCCGACGAGAACAAGGAGAACUGGCGUCUGGAUGAAUACUUGAGCGACCAGGACAGCUGGAACGAGUCUGUGAUCUCUGGGCUCAUUGAAAACUGGGCCUCGGAGGCCCCUUGA